This is a messenger RNA of Hippoglossus stenolepis (Pacific halibut), 6966 nucleotides long. Its product is annotated as troponin I, fast skeletal muscle. Gene Ontology annotation, biological process: muscle contraction. The record is from RefSeq and is a predicted model, not a curated record. Bases 6334 to 6834 code for a protein of 166 amino acids. Lineage: Eukaryota; Metazoa; Chordata; Actinopteri; Pleuronectiformes; Pleuronectidae. The transcript is spliced from 6 exons. Gene Ontology annotation, cellular component: troponin complex.
AUGCUUUGUUCCGACAUCUGAUCUCAUGAGGUAUUCUGUCUUUAACUCAGUGAUGCUCAACACUGCAUAGGAAGCACACCCAUCAUCAAAUCUUGAUCGUUGUACAGAACAAAAUAUUUCUCGCUGUUUUGUUUUAUCAAAUGUUACAGCAAAACGUACCUUGAAACAGAAUUCAUGCCUGUUUGUGUCACCUAAUGCAAACGUGUAUCUUGGUUUUACACAUUCAAAGUCUUUGCAAAGCAUCACAAUUAUGUCUUUGGUGCAGAUAUCAAUGGGACUGAUUAAGAUGAAUUGUGUUGGAAGGUGAGAUUGAGAUUUAACAGGGUUGUGUUUUGCUCUUUGUAGUGGUGUGCAUAUCAUGGAGGGACAAGACACCAUAUCCAUGUUUCCAUCUAUGUCAACCUCAGAAUGGUCAUGCUGACUGGAUCAUUUUUAGUACUAAAACUACUAAGGGUUUUUUAGUAGUUUUUCCUGACUCUUGUUGAGGGUUAAGGGCAGAGGAUGUCACACCAUGUUAAAGCCCUAUGAGACAAAUUGUAAUUUGAUUGAUUGAUUGAUCAUGCUUUACUCAAUGAAAAAUGUUAUUUAUCAUAUUCAUCAUAUCAAAAAUGUUUUAUUGUUAUAUAACAAUCAGUCAAAAUGUCCAUUGUCAAAUGUUUUUUCUAUUUUCCAUCUGCUCAUGAACAUAAUCCAGGCAGCAAUUACCAAAACAAUGAUUGGCGAAACAAGUUAAUAAUAUAUAAACAUGAAUUUGCAGGGAUACAUUUAAUUCAUGUGUUCAGGGAGGUGUGAAAAGUGAAUGUUGACGUCUUCUUUAAUUUUCUAUAAUCUCUUUUGCUCACAUAAUGCAUUUUCCUUUUUUGUAAAAGGAAGCAAAAUAUAUUUGUAUAAAUAUCUACAAUGAAAUACUUUAAACUCAAAGUAACACUCGCUACCCUUUCCCAAAGCUCAAUUACCUGUAGUUGGAAAUAAAGAAAAUACAAAAGCACAUUUAUUUUCUAUUAAUAUUUAUAUUUUUAACUUAAUGUUUUGAACCUUUCUUAGGACAGAAAAUAUACACAUAAAAUUUUACUCACUCAAAUGUUUCUGUGCAGAAAAUAUAUAUGUGCUUUUUUGUAAAAAUACACAGGUACUGUGUAUCAGUACAGGGCUGUGGUGUUGCUCAUACUGACCACAUAGUGUCAGCAGAGGUCUUCAUGUUCCACACCUACAGUCUUUGUAGUAUUCAGUGUGAGCAGUCUUUAGUCCUCUGAAAACAUCUCAGGACAGAUUUCAGAUAUGUUGACCGGAAAAAAAUGAAAUUCAAAGUUAAUCAAAUCCCUCCAAACAUUUUAAUCACAAUUUAGCACAAAAUCCCUGAAAAAGUAGAAAAUCUACCAAAGCAAAUGACUUAAGUGUGGCAACUUAAAAAAGCUUAAAUAAAAUGCUGAUUUGCUUUAAUGUUUAUGUUUGUUUUCUUUUAACUCUAAGUACUUAGUUUUAAUGUACUUGUUUUUGUGUUUUAUACAUAUAUAUUUUUAAUAUUUAUAUUUGAACAUGAUUAACACGUUCUAAUACAAUGAAUAUGUCUCAGUUGUUGUUCAGCAGUAAAUAUUUUAGUAGUAAUCAAAGUGACGAAGGAGGAUGACUGAGAUUUAAACAUGUUAACGAACCCUUACUGGCUAAAGAAUGUCCGUACUUUAUUCCUCCUCAUAAAAACAUAAUUAUUUUCAAAUGGAGCGUAUUGAUCGGAGAUGGACACAGCUCAGUCACACAGAAGGUGAGCAGCAUCAAUUUGACUUUUCAAUGGUUUUUGUAAUUUUCUCAUGUUUCAGACGUUGUUACUUAGUUGUUCAUAAAUAUAAACCAGGGAAAUAUAUCUGUUUCUAAAGUUCUUUCUUUUUUUUUCUGCCUUUGUUGUGUUUCAGUUGCAGCGUCCGAAUCCAGCAUGAACUGAAACAGCUCUGAUUUCAAAUCAGCAACAAAUAAGGUGCUUAACCUUAUUUUAGAAGAAUUCAAUGUGUUUUGAAAUCUCUUUAUCUAUUAUGACUACAUGUUUAUUUUGAGAUUGGUUGCUUAUCAUGUCCACUGGAACCUUCUCGCUGUAGUUUAAUAUCUUCAUUUUCAUGAGAGUGACUUUUAAAGAAUCAGACAUUUUGGGAAAAUGUCAAUCAAUUACUUGGAUGAAGUGUUGUUCACAUGAAAGAGUAAAUGGCAGAAUUAUUUGCAGUUAAAACAUAUAAAAAAAUGGAUUUGAUUUUCAUGGAACUUCUGCAUUCAACUUUCUCAGCAGUUUGUUGACACUUUCCCAAUUGGAGAUGUUUUUAAACCUGUCAGAGAUUCAUAUCUGUGGCAUUGAACUAGGUGGCUAAUGAUAUUCUCAUUCAGUCACUUGACCUCAACGACAAUUAACAACUUAUGUAAAGUCUUGAUAUUUUAACCUGCUAAUUAUGCUCAAUAAUCAUAAUCUUAUCGAGGAUAAAAUGAUGAUAUAUAACAAUAUAGGAACAUGCUUCAGCUUUUUAAAAAGACCAAUGAAGGCUGUGCCUCAGGAAGUCGAGCGGGUGAUUCAAUUUCCAUUACAUUUUAUUUGUAUUGCGCCAAAUCACAACAUACAUUGUCUCAAGGCACGCUGUAUUCAUUCUACUACAUUUUUCCACUGAAAACGAGCCAGUUUUAAUCCCUCUCCUUACUAACACGCCUGAAAACCCAUAUCACAUGAUGUCGCCAUGUAGGUUAAGACCCAAGAAUAUUGUAGAGAUAUCAGUUCACACAACAAGCAAACGCUUGGCGACAGUGGAGAGAAAAAAAAGCCUUUCACUAGAAGGAACCUCAGUUCUAACAGAACCAGACUUGGUGGUCAUCUGCCUCAACCUGUAGGCGUGAAGAAUGAGCCCAAUCUCCUUGGGCAAGACACUGAUCCUCUCCAAAUUGCCCCUGAUGGCUGUUCUGUCAGUGUGUGAAUGAUGAGUUAACACUGGGAGGACUGCAACAAGGUAGUUGAAGCAGGCAAUCGCCUGGGGUCCCGAGCUGAGAGGGGCCCCUGAGAACGACUGAUUAUAUUAGUUCACAACAACAGAACCUUCUUAAAGGUAGGGUUGGUAGUUUGUUUAUGAAACAAUUUUUAUCGUAUUUGUUGAAAUCCUUUUCACAUCCCGAUCAAUAAAUUAAGAUGUCUGAAAAAUGAAGAAAAGAAAGACGGUGUCUAUGGCAAGCGUGUCAUGGAAAAGUUGGCUUCUAGCAUUUGUCAGGCAAUGCGAUUUCAUACUGGCAUAGCUUUGACGAGAGCGGUGAGGGAUGUUUUGGUUGCAUAUUUUCAUUGUUUAGCCUGCUUGUGCUGGCAUUUCCAGUAUUACCAACCCUAGCUUUAAAUUCUAUCAUCAGCUCUGUAUUAGAGACUGCAUGGGACACCCAGAGUCUGUUGAAUGGCUCCUGAGCACUGUGAAUGUGACUUGUUGUUUGUGCUUUGAUUGGUCGAAAACACCAGAAAAGCACUAUAUAAAUGCAGUCACUUUACUCGCACCCAUCUGAUCUACCAUGGUACUUAAAAUUCCAAAUUGGUUAUUUCCUAAAAACCAUUUUGAUUGUAUGUUCCUGGAUGGUUAGAGUGUGAGUCUAUUGUUAAUGGAAGAAAAGUGGGAAACUCUCAGUGCAGAGACAACAUCCAUUUUCCUCCCUAUAGAGACAAUAAUGUCCCCUCUAUCUGGGUUAUGUGUCCCCAACAGUUUGCUGACUCAUUAAUGUGGUUAAAGUGGUACACUGUAUCAGUAAUUAGAGUGUUGUUAUAUAAAAUUAACAUUUUGAAAGUAUAGAGACUGGAAAUAUGGAAUAUAUAUCAAUGAUGGUUGUUUUUAGGUUGACUAUCAAUGACUAUCUUCUUCAUUAGGUCUAGUCCUUCUUCACUCUGUUGCAGGUCUCUUCAUGCCCUGCUGACAGUCUGACCCAUCUCACUGAAGACUGCUGACCACGCAUCAGAGAUGGAAGAUUUACAAGGUCAAAGGAUGAAGGUAUAUUUCAGCCCCUCAUUGACCUGGUUAGGCUCAGAGUUCCACGUGGUCAUAUUGAGAAACCUCUGAUCACCCACCUAAGCCCAUAUAUACCCCCCCAAAAAAUGCCUCACUUACCUCACUGUCUCCCAGUCCUUCAGUCAGCCUCUGCUGCCCUCCUCAUCGUCACUUUGUAGGUGAGAAACUUUUACUUUGAUGAUUUAGUGGCUAAAGGGAAUGAGGUACUGAGUAGCAAACAUGAUGAUGGAUUUGUACAAGAACCUUUCAACUUUUUGCAGACUUUAAACAAUGUUCAAUGUUGAGUUUGUUUAUAAAACUCAGUUUAUAUUCAAGUAAUAAUCAACAAUUUAUUUACAAGGUAUUUUAUCAUGGGAUAUUUCCCCAAAUCCAAUUUGAAUAUUUAAUAUCAAUUCAAUAUGUGAAAAUAUUUAGUAUUAACUAAAAACUUGCAUACGUAGUCAAUCUGAACCAUGUUUAGGAUUCAAGUUAUAGAAGAGUAGCAAGAAACAAAUAAUACCUACUAAAUAUUCCACAUAAACAUCCCAAAAAGAUUUGAAUAAGAUAAGAUAAGAAAGGAAGUACUUUAUUAGUCCCACAAUGGGGAACUUUGUUAUUUAUGGGAAAAUGUAUUAGCUAAAAGCAGGUUUUUUUAUUUUGUUGUGACCUACAAACCUGAUAAUUGACACUUGUUGAUUCUUAUUGCUGCCUUCCUGUAGUAUGAGUCAAUACAUUCCAUGUUUCUGCUCAUAAACAAAUCAUCAUAAACGUCAUUGUUGACAUUUGACUCUGAGCCAGGAUUAACUCUGACCUGAUGACUCAGGAUUCGAGAAUGAAUCCUGAAAGUUUCUACUUUUAUCACAGAGAAAUGAUCAGAGACCCACAAGUACGCCAGAAGAAAAUAUUUAUUCAUGAAAUAAUCACAAAGUUACGAGCAAUAACAUUAUGUUUUACAAAACAUAGAAUCAGAAAAUUCUGCAUAUGUUAAAAAAUAUUCCAAGUUCAAUUUCAAAAUAACUUAAUUAUAUGUUUUGAUGGAAAGUGUAACAGUGUGUAAAUGUAACAAAUUGAAGUAAUUGUCAAAUCUCUUAGUCUGUUAUUUUUGAGUUUAACAGAUUAAACUAAUUGUUUAAGAUUCUUUAGUUGAUAGAUGGACAGUUUUUUAUAUUAACUUCAUCAUAGAUCCACUAUGUGCUGUAUAAUGAAUAAUAAUAAUAAUAAUAAUAAUAAUAAUAAUAAUAACUUUAUUGUAUAGCACUUAUCUAAAUAAGUUAAUAAAGUGCUUCAUGAAAAAUAAUCAAUGGCAAAAAGAAGAAUGAAUUAUAAUUAAAGGUAUUCAGUUCAGUUACAUUUUAAGGGCCAAACCAUAACAUAAUGGAUCAAGACCUUCAAAUUUAUAGAGAAACCCAACAGUUCCUAAUAUAAUAAACUAUAUACUACAUUAGUCUAACAUAUUUGUAUUUGAUAGAUAACCAGAGAGAUCAGUCAGUUUAAUGAAGCUGUCAGUGAGUCAAGUUAAUAAAAACUGAAAGUGCUGAUGUCAUAUUUUGCUACAAUGGAGCUGCAAACAAAACAGGUGUAGUUUUCCUCCAGUCAAUCAAAGAGUAAUUUUUGCGACUGCAGGGUCAAAGGUCGAAGGUGUGAUCCUGAUUUAAACUGAUGUGUGUCACUAACUACAGAACCUUCUUCCUAUUAAGUGGAGAUCUGAAUAAUUCACCUGAAUGGACGUUUCUAAACCAGCAAAUGUGUUUUGUUUAAAUGUGUUUAAACCUAAAUGUGUGUGUGAAGUGUUCAGAGUCAAUAAGAAAAUGUGUCAUAGUCAUCAAAGUAAAUUGAAGUAAAACAUCCUAUAUUCGGAUAUUUGUCUAAUAAUGUCUUUUGGUUUUGCCCGAUUUUUUGCCAGAGUCUGAAACCAAAAGAAGCCAAGAUGUCUGAGUAAGUGUAACUUUAUUCUUUGUUGUCUUUUUUUGCUUCUUACACAAACAUCAACAACUAUUAUUCCCUGCUUUCCCCAAAUUGUGUGAAUUAAGGCUGAAAUAAUUAGAGGAGCUAAUAUCGAUUAAAGGAUCGAAAGAACAGUUACACCUAUAACAGAUGUAAUGGUUAACACAUACCUCUGGGUUUUAGACUUUUAGUCAAACAAAACAGGACAUUUCUAUUCAACUUGGAUCCCACUGAGCUCUUAUUGCCAUGUAUUACAAUUUAUAAAUGAAAUUUUACUAUUUUUACUUGUACUAUCCAUUGAGCUGUUUUGACUUUUACAAUUCAUUUUACUGUUUUUGAGAUUUUCUGUGGAAUCCUUUCAUGUUGUUAUUAAUAUGAUGUUUCCAUUGUUUCAAGUGGAAAGAAGAUGACAUCAAGCCGCAGGCAUUAUCUUAAGAGUUUGAUGCUGCAGAUCGCUGCUGGCUGGCUGGAGCAGGAAACUACUGAUCUUGCAGCCACCAAAGAAGCUUACAUGGCUGAGAAUUGCCCCAUCCCCGACAUGAGUGGAGACCAAGCAUCUCUGGUGGAAUUCUGCAAAACGCUGCACCAGUCCCUCGACAAGAUCGAUGAGGACAGAUACGACAACAGGGCCAAAGUUGCAAAGACAGACAAGGAGAUCGAGGAGCUGAGGAUGAAGGUGUUGGAGCUGGCUGGAGUGAAGAAACCCGCCUUGAAGAAAGUGCGUAUGUCUGCUGACUCCAUGCUGCAGGCUCUGCUGGGAGGAAAACACAAGGUGACCAUGGACCUGAGGUCCAACCUGAAGCAGGUCAAAAAGGAGGUCAAAGAGGAGGGUGUGGAGGUGGCCGGCGAUUGGCGUAAAAACGUUGAGGACAAAGCUGACAGGAAGAAGAUGUUCGAGACCUCUUAAAGACUUUCAAAUUCACCUGUCUGUUUUCACUGCUUCUGGGCUGCAACAUCAUUUACCACUGUUACACCUGAGCUUUUUCAUUGAAUUGGAAAAACUUGUGCAAUUAAAUUCCUUUUUUUUGGAAUAUGGCAA